AUGGACGCGGCCCUGGCGUUUUAUUUCAAUGACUGCCUCCACCGCGGGGUGUCAUCAGAUCGCGGCGCUCAGGUCCUGGCCAGCCUGGCUCACGUUUACUUGGGCCUCCGCAGCGCGUGGAAGGUCCCGUGGCCCCGCCCCGCGCGGGCCUCAGCGACUUGGAAGCAGAGGGUGCCUGCUGGGAUGCGGCUGCCUAUGCCGAAGGCUGUGGCGAUGGCCGUCUGCUUGCUGCUGGUGGAGGCUGGCCCCCCCUGGAUGGCCGCGCGGGCGGCAUCGCUGGUGCCGGGCAAGACUGGACUGCACGCCGAGAGGGUGUGGAUCGACGCGGACCGUGGCUGA
Prorocentrum cordatum is the source of this 339-nucleotide messenger RNA. The record is from the annotation of a GenBank genome assembly. Lineage: Eukaryota; Dinophyceae; Prorocentrales; Prorocentraceae.